CACACCUUCAACUCGCACCUCGCUGCGCUCUUCCCAGGGUCUCCCUCAACCACUCCUUUUUCCCUUUCACUGGCCCUCCCCUCUCCCGGCCGCUGCAGCUCAAAUUUUCGACCUCAAUUCAUCGUCUGGGCCAAAUUCACUUUUUGCCUUUUCUUCCCAUCCUAACCCUCUCCUCUCUCCUCUCCUGAAAUCUUUCUCUUCACGAAACCUCUCUCCUCCUCGUCAAACAGCGACCGUCCACCAACUCCCCCCCCCCCAAAGACCGACGGUCUGAGUCGUUGUUCGUUGGUGCAGCCACCGUUGCUAUUCUCGGCGGUCCGACAGGAUAUUCCCACCCAGCCCUUCGAAUUGGUAAUUUCGGGCCCGGGCCCACGUCCUGCCUCAAAGUGAACCUCCUGGGUGACGACUCCUUGCGGUCAGCUUGAUUGCCACAAUUUCCCACGGCACCACUGUCGCCAGGCUACCGAUAUUUGGGCCUGCUUCGCCAUACCGACUACGUCUCGCAAGCCUCCCGUCGUCCCAGGCACCGUUCAAACCAUUUCGUUUGUGACUUGGUGGCCAGAUUGGAAGGUUUUUGUUUUUCUGACCAACGACCACGCUGAGCUGCGAGUCACGAGCCCCGUCAGAGCCAUUUUUCCUGGCCUUGCUUGCGCGCUCCUGUCUUUGCCGUUCCUAGUGGCUGUGUGCUGCCAAAUUCGGGGCGCACCCGUCUGUCCACGCUCAAAUUCUCCGUCACAACACCCUCCCUCCGUGCCUGUACUUCCUUUCAAACAAACGCCCAACAUCGAACCUGCUGCUUCUUCGCGGUAGCAGUGCAUUGUUGAUUGAUUUGGAGAGCCAUCACGCACCGAGGUGACAGCACUUGGCUGCCUCCCGAACGAGACUCAUUCUACGUCGCCGCCCUCCACCCUGCAAGGCACCAAACUCCAGCCCGAUCGACGAGCUUUUCACUAAGUCUUGUCACCCGAAUUCGAGUGUUGCUCAACCUAGAUUAAUCCGCGAGACAUUCCUGUCUGUCUACCACCACCCACGAUCGUCAAACCCGUCAUCCGCCGGAACAGCUACGACUACGUCUGAUAGAUCAGGCUCCCCUCAUCGCUGUUUCCAUUCGUUUGCGAUAACAUUGUUCGACCAUACCGUUUGAUAAGACAAGAAUACCGCCUCCAUCCAUGACCAGCUUUUGAGUGGGAUUAAAACACCAGCUUUUCAGCUCCGGCUUCAACGCCUAGGGCGUGGCCGCGCACUCAGCGGAAGCAGACGGGCCCACGGCUUGUCUGCUCUGCUCAACCUCCCCAACCGAGCAUGCCUUCUUACCACAGCUGGGGGGCAGCUGCCCAACACCCACGACUUCCCCCUACGCCUCCGGAAUACCAGACCACCUAUCUCACACCCUUGAGUGCGGUGUCUGACCAAGGCUUCUAUCCUUCGCAAGGCUAUCACUCACGCAGAUCGCUCUCAUCCAGAGACUACAACGAUAGAUAUCAGCCUCCGCCAGCCUACACUGCUCAGCCGUCUCUAGCUGGACAGGUUUCGCGAAUCGGGCAUGCUCACCCGUCACAAGAAUAUCCCUAUCCGCAACCCUACCACAUGCAUGGUUCGUCCUACUGGGCAAACCACGUCGGAGCGCCUAUUCUCCCACCCAUCCGUGUCACCGAGGCUGUAGAUCAUUUCCCUGCACAUUAUGGAGCACAGCACACCGAGUCGAAGCCUAAGGAGGAAAAGCCUACAGGGGGUGUCGCGCAACACUUGGAUUAUGAUAUGGACCUCAUGUCCAGCUUCGUGGCCGAGAUAUCCCAGAAACUUGUAACACCAGAGUCCGCACCAACAACCCAGUUCCGCAAAUACGUGUCUCAAAUUCUGUCGUCUACUCGCCUGCCAAGCUCUACGAUCAUGCUCGGGCUGUUUUACUUGGCUUCUCGGAUGAAGCAGGUGAACGAACGUGGACAAUCAACCUCCUCUUCUGGCACUGUCUACCGCAUGCUCACCACCUGCCUCCUCCUCGGGAGCAAAUUCCUCGACGACAACACCUUCCAGAAUCGUUCCUGGGCCGAAGUCAGCAGCAUUCCAGUGCACGAGCUAAACAUGAUGGAACUGCAGUGGUUGACGGACUUCAACUGGGAGAUCCAUGGUAUGAUGUACGAUGAAGAGGAAGGCUUUUUCAUGUGGGUAGAGCACUGGCAUGCCUACGAAGAAAAAGCCCAGCUGGCCAAAGUCAAGGAGCUGCAAAAGCUCGCCCCCAUCGAGACCAAUCUUCAUCGCCAUCAUGCCGUCCAAAAUCAACCCCUGAUGUCCCCCGAGGGUCCCAUUCCACCUCAGUAUCAACAAGGCUCACAGUACGAUACCCGUUGGGUUCGUGCGUAUAUUUCGGAAUACUCACCACCGUCUGCCCCGCACAGUGGCCCGCCCACGCCAGACUACUACAAUGCUUCUUGGGCUUUCACACCAGGCGCUCCUCCCGCAUAUGGGCGCCAGCAGUACCACUCUGAGAGUGCAUCGGCAUACACUGCUCAGCGCAAUCAACUGCCUACGUAUGCUCAGACCUUUGGCUAUGCAUCUGGUCUGACGCCGACUUGGGUUUCUCACGGACCCAACUGCGGCUGCAGUCUCCAUGCCAAACACUCGGAUUACUACUUCAAUCACCCGGGAUACACCAUGCAAACUGUGGUGGGUUAACUUGUUCAAACUCCAGCGUUCAGCGAUCCGGGUCCGGCUCAAAAAGUUCUUGAAUCAUACCGGGGUGUUCGGUAUUGUUUUUACCAUCAUCGACCUUUUCGCCUUCAAAGAACCAAAAUCGGGAUUAUGCGAGGAUCAGGCCCGUCAUGCUUGUCGGAGCUCCGGUCAACUGCUCCUCCUCGACGAAAAUUUCUCUAAUCGAGUUUCCCAAUCUAACGACCUUUUACGACCGGCACUUUCUUGUCUUUCGUUAUUCAGCAUCUAAAGCGAGCAACUCUCCUAAGAAUAGAUCAAGCUUUCUUUUCACUAUACAUUGACGAUGGGCAUGCCCGGGCGGCGCUUUCAUGGCAGGAAAAGUCACCAAAAGUUCCGACUCGGGAGAGGGCUUAUUAUCGGGCUGGCGUCAGGUUUUCAUCAGCACAAGGGGCAUCACACAGGGGCUUGUUUUUCUUCCAUUCAAAGACUUUGUUUGUUUCACAGUUAUUACACCGUGUUUUUAUGAGACUUCAAUUGACACAAAAGGAUGCCAACGGAUCAUGGCUUGCGUCAGAGCUUGCAUAGCACGGCAUCGCGGAGGAUGGUGGAUUGUCACAGAGGUUUGCUGCAUCGUCAUUCUUGUAAUUAGCCAUGUGAAACGAGGUGGGGGGUCCAAUGAACGAGGUUGAAAUGUGCUACACGGCUGUCCAACUGGGCCCGAAAAGGCCCUUUCACGGUCAAGAGUCUGCUGCACGAAACCACAGAGGCACCCUGUACGGAGUACGGGUAGUGGUGGUGUUGGGCAAAAAAGGAAACACAGGACACAUCGGUUGACGUUGUCAUGGACCUUGCUGUCGUCUUUUUUAUUCAAACGGCCGAGACUUGAUGCUCGGAAGGCAUAUACCCCUGAUAGAUUGCAAUGGGCGCUUUUUCAUUCGCUUCCAAAAAGACUGCAAAGAAAAAAAAGUACCAAUAGAAUUUAAUCUGUCAUCAAUA
Cladophialophora immunda is the source of this 3645-nucleotide messenger RNA. RefSeq lists its product as uncharacterized. Gene Ontology annotation, cellular component: nucleus; cyclin-dependent protein kinase holoenzyme complex. The transcript is spliced from 4 exons. Gene Ontology annotation, biological process: regulation of cyclin-dependent protein serine/threonine kinase activity. Gene Ontology annotation, molecular function: cyclin-dependent protein serine/threonine kinase regulator activity; protein kinase binding. NCBI's taxonomy places the organism in Eukaryota, Fungi, Ascomycota, Eurotiomycetes, Chaetothyriales, Herpotrichiellaceae. The record is from RefSeq and is a predicted model, not a curated record. The coding region runs from base 1303 to 2673 and encodes 456 amino acids.